GCUGAGUCUCAGGUAGACCCAUGUUGGGGGAAGUUGGAGAAUUCAGAGACUCAGGCCCUGCCCAGGGUCUCUGUCUAAAUAUAGAACUGGUCAGGUGUUUCUGCUGUGAGGGCUGCAGGAAAUGGGAGAGGGCUAAGUGCUCCCUGCCUGCUGGGCCUUGGUUUCCCAUCCAUCACGUGGGGCAUGGAGCCUCGGCUUUAUUAACUGUGCUGUGAGGCCAUGUUGAGUGUUUGAAUACGGAGGAUUCUGGAAAGGCUGUUGCAGUAGAGCAUGAGGGUGCUUAGCACGGAUUGGAUGAUACUCCUCGUUGUAGAGAUCUGGGCUUCCAUCAAGGGUGGGGAGGAUGGGGGUCAGGGAGUGGCUCUUCCUUCUCUCGACCUGUACAGAGAUGGGGUUUCACUCUGGCCUCAGACCUGGCUUGAGCGGUUUUCCUGUGUUUUGGCUGCUCUAGUGUUGGGGCCAGCUCGGCCCUUCUUUAUCCCUAUUCUGACCACCCCUCCUCCUUCUUCCCGGACCCUCUGCACCCCUUGGCCCUGACCCACAAGAUGGGGUGGCUGCAGCUCUUGGGGAGGAUGUUUGUGCUCAUCUGGGCCACGUGCAUCUCUGUGAAAGAGAUGAGUGGCCACUCGGCCCUUCUGUACCAUCCCUUAAGGUGGGCAGGUGGCAGUGGGCCUGGCCUUCAUCCCUGUCUGCUCUGCCAUUACAGCUGGGGAGCUUUGGGGAGGCAUUUCCUUCCCAAGCCUUAGCUCUCUGAGUUGGAACAAAUGAAUAAAGCUGGCCUAUCCUCCCUACUCCAUCCAUCUACUUCUCUAUCCAUCUGCCCAACUCUCCACCAUUUACCAGUCCCAGCCCCUCAGUGUCCAUCCUCCUCUCCCACCCCCAUCACCCAUCCGAUCACCUGCUCUCUUUCAUGGAACCAGCCACUCAUUCAUCCAUUCAUAUGCCCACUCAUCCUUACCGACCAUCCUUCUAUCCUUCAUUCAACCAUCUUUCCAUCCCUCCAUCCAUCCAUCCCUCCAUCCAUUCAUCCAUCCAUUUGUCUGUCUGUCCAUCUCUCCAUCCAUCCAUUCAUCCACCCAUUCAUCCAUUUGUCUGUCCAUCCAUCCAUCUGUCCAUCCAUCCAUUCAUCCAUUCAAUGAAUCAACCCAUGUAACCUGAACACCUUCUAUAUAUGUGUGGCCGUGGAGGAGGUGAUAGGGAUGGGACGAGUUUACCGUCUUUGAGUUCAUAGCCUGGUGGGGGAUACAGUAUGGGCACAAAUAUCAAGACUUGACAGUAGACCAAACAAGACCCUAAGCUGGGUUCAGAUCAGUGUUCAGAGGAAGGGAGGUGAAUUUUAUCUGGGGCCAGGGGAUAACAGAUGCUCGAAGGCAGACCUGGCACUUAUUCUGGUGGAGUAGGAUUGGGCAUGAGGACCAUGGGGACAAGGUCACUACAGGGCGGGUGUGGGGAACAGCAUGAGCAAAGGCUCAGAGGCUGGAUUUGGGGAAUGGAAGGUAGCUGUACAUUGUACCGCUUUGCAGGUUCUGGGGUGAGAAUGGGGUAAGGACUGAGGGAGGUGAGAUUUGAGGGUACGCCCAUCUUCACCGUGGAGCUGCCUAUGCCCCCCCCAGGCACAGGUCCCCUUUCAUAUCUGUCACCUGGGCUCGAGCCAGGCCUUCGCACGUUCAACCCUCACUGAGUCUCGGUCCUGGGAAAGCACCCCCCGCUCAGCUCCCCCAGCAAGGGCCAUGAAGAGGGAACCACUUUUCUCUCCUUCCUGGCCUUAGGGCAUUGUGAUCUUCCUGCUGAGACGCUCAGAUCUGCAGUCCAUCCUCUCGGAUGCCUGGUUUCACUUUGUAUUAGACAAGGUCUUGCUGUGCCACUCAGGCCAACCUGAACUGCCGACCUGAAGCGCUCCUCCCACCUCGGCCUUCCAAAGUGUUGGGAUUACAGGCGUGAGCCACUACACCCGGCCCAUUUUUAUCCAAGCUCUGCUUGUGAUACUGUCUGACUUCUUAUACUUGUUUGCCUACAAAGAGUACCUUGCCUGCCUUGUGCUGGCCAUGGCCCUGGGCUGGGUGAACAUGCUCUACUACACGUGGGGAUUCCAGUCCAUGGGCAUGUACAGCAUCAUGAUCCAGAAGGUCCUUUUGCAUGACGUUCUGAAGUUCUUGUUCGUAUAUAUCGGUUUUUUUGCUUGGAUUUGGGCCCUGGCCUCGCUGAUCGAGAAGUGUCCCAAAGACAACAAAGACUGCAGCUCCUAUGGCAGCUUCAGGGAUGCAGUUCUGGAGCUCUUCAAGCUCACCAUAGGCCUGGGUGACCUGAACAUCCAGCAGAACUCCAAGUAUCCCAUUCUCUUUCUGUUCCUGCUCAUCACCUAUGUCAUCCUCACCUUCGUUCUGCUUCUCAACAUGCUCAUUGCCUUGAUGGGAGAGACUGUGGAGAAGGUCUCCAAGGAAAGUGAGCACAUCUGGCACCUGCAGCCUCCCAAAGUGCUGGGAUUACAGGUGUGAUCCACGUGCCCAGCCACAAGACCAUUUUCUAUACUGGAGACUCUUCCCAACAGUGUCCACCCCAAAAGGCUUUCAUCCGAAAGGUCUGAGCCUAGGAAGGUUCACCAAGGCAAAAGGAAGCAAUGAGUCAAGAAGCAUCAGCAUCAGAAGGACUACUUCCUUCACUUCCCUCCCGGAGACUCACACUCCGAGAGGAAUGUGUACCUGUGCAGAGUCGGGCAGGAAGUCCUGUCAGCACUGUGGAAGCUGGAGUGUCCUGAUUCUCGGACCACAGAUGCCUCUCUGAGCCAUUGUUUAUUUAUUUUUAAAAAGCACCAUUAUUCCAUAAUAUUGAGUCCUUCUUUGUGGUUAGCAUAUGCUGGGAGGCAGGACUAUUUUCUCGGAUGUCUCAUUUGGCAGUCCACAUUGUCCCUAUACUCCCCAUGACUGGUUGAAAAUUCCAGUGUGCCCACAGGGGUGCAGAAAACACACACCACACACCCAAACACACACAACCAUCACCUCACCCCCACCCACUUCCACACAUGCCCACACUCAUACAGCCACCCACACACACCCCUGUGUGCCCAAACACACCCAUGCAUUAACACCCAUACACCUACACUCCUCCCCCCACACACCCGCAGAUAUACCCAUUGAACCAUGGGUCCAUCAGGACAUCUGAAAAACUCCGUGAUUGACAUUUCAUUAAUUUCAGGGGAAGGCGUUUUCCAGGGAUGGGAUUUCCCAGGCUCAGAUAGUGCCUUUGGCUGCAAAUGCCCUGUUAGCUAAACAUUUCCUCAGGAAAAUUUCCUUAUUCUAGACAUUAUGUGAUAUAUCUGUUUGGAAUUCAGGGUGCUUAGCCUUCCUUCCGGGGACAUGGGAGAAGCUGCCGGAGGUUGUACUGUGAAGUCAUUCAGCUCCCAGAAGGCUCCUGCCUGAGAGAGCCCAGUGUUACUGACAUUCCUUUCCUUCCUCAAGGCCUGGUGACUUGUGUCCUUUUGCUCUGGGCAGGGCCCGGGUAGAUGGGCCAUCAUCUGGGCCUGUAAACUGUACUUGACUUCUGCACUGAUUUACAUACUUUUUACUGUGAUCUUGCUUCCUCACACAGAAUUGUCACCCCAUUCCCCUUGAAUGUGCUGGAUCCUUGUAAAUUCUAAUUCAAUAACUUGUUCUUAGUGUUGUGUGUGUGUGAAACUCUGUGUUCAAGAAAGAAAUCAUAAAAAGAGUAAGAACAUUUUUGUGCCAUUGAAGAAAUGGUGUUUUGAUUUCUAAUAAAUAUUUAUUUUGC
Messenger RNA from Callithrix jacchus (white-tufted-ear marmoset), 3765 nucleotides. NCBI's taxonomy places the organism in Eukaryota, Metazoa, Chordata, Mammalia, Primates, Cebidae. The record is from RefSeq and is a predicted model, not a curated record.